AUGGAGAACCAAAUUAAAUUAGCAGAAGAACUGCAAAAACUUCAUUUUAAGUCCAUGAGUAUGGAUAUAAAUGAAGAUUUAGAAAAUUUGGAAAAACUCCUAGAUAGUUUGGCCAAAAAAUGGUCAGAGUUUCAACGAAACCAUUUAGAAUUGUCCAAAGAUCCCAAAAAUAAAAAAGAUAAUUAUUUUAAAAGUGACGUAGAAGGGUCGGUAGGCACGCUUUAUUUGACAGCGCACGCCAAGUUAAGCGAUUUGAUCGCUAUUAUUAAAGAAAAUAGUGCUCCCAGGAAAAUGGAAUGCCUUCCAAAUCCUGGUUUAGUUCGCAGGCUUCAAUUCUUAUUAACAGAAUUAGAAAAGAAUAUUGAAGACUGCGAAUUAAACGAAAUAUGCUCUCUAGACAGCAUAGAGAGACUAAUAGAAAAAACUCGUGAUACUGUGCUUGAAUUUAUUAGCCAGCACGAAAAUGAUGAGUUAACGAGUAAAUUCUAUGAUUUAAGAAAUAGAUUUUACAAACUUAAAUUAAAAUCCAUUAGCAAAAAAAAUGCUACUAAUUUUACGCUGCCUCAAGUAGACAUUCCCAUCUUUUCAGGAGAUUACGCUCAGUGGCAAACAUUUAAAGAAUUGUUUGAGCAACUCGUAGUCUCUCAAAAUGUUUCAAACACAUAUAAAAUGUGUAUUUUAAAAACAAAAUUAAGAGGAUCGGCUGCAAGUUGUAUUACAAAUUUGCCUUCAACCUCGACUAAUUUUUCAGUUGCCUGGAACCUUCUUAAUGAAAAAUUUACGAAUAAAAGGUUACUCGCAAACACUUAUUUCAAACAAAUUUUAGAAGCACCAGUAGUGACUGAGACUGCUUUUAGUGUACGAAAAUUUCAAGAAAAAAUUUCUGAAAGUACACAAGCAUUGGAAAGUCUCAGUUUGUCUGCUGAUAAUUUGUUGCAAGCUUUAUUAAAUUAUACGCUUGUGCAAAAAUUGGACAACAAUUUAAGACUUAGGUAUGAAAAUUCCCUUAAAAACCCUAAGGAAAUACCUACCUUAAAUUCACUACAAUCGUUUCUGAUUCAUGAAGGGAAUGCACUAGAAGCAGCACAAGCUUCAAAAACAUCACCAAAAUUUCAAAAUGCAGAAUUUAAAUGCAUAAUGGGAUGUAAUAACUCUCACAAUAUAUUUUAUUGUCAUAAAUUUAAAGCCCUUUCUACACAGGACAAAUGGGAUGCAGUAAUUAAACACAAAUUAUGCACCAAAUGUCUUAAAACAGGGCACAAUAUAAAAGAAUGUAAAGGCGAAAGUUGCCUCACUUGUAAAGGAAACCAUCAUUUAUGGCUUCAUAAAGAUAAAACUUCUAAAGCGAAAAGCACAAUCAUUAAAAAUACGAAAAAUGAUAAAUUAAAAAAUGAUUCUAAACAUGUCCUGCUAACCACAGCAAUUGUUGGUAUAAAAGGUCGUGAUGGAAGAAUAAUAAAGGCACGUGCUUUAUUAGAUAGUGGGUCUCAAGUUCACCUUAUAACCAAAGAACUAAAAAAUAAAUUAAAACUUCCUUCCAAGAGAGAAUCUAUGACCAUUGAAGGAGUUGGUCAAAACAAGACAAAUACAAAUGAAAGAGUUAAUCUUCAUUUAAAGUCAUUAAAAGAUCCUUUCGAAACAAAUUUAGACACUAUGGUUGUAGAAAAGAUUGUGUCGAAUGUGCCCACAGAACACAUAAAAGUAAAAAAAAUUCCAGAGAAUAUAAAACUGGCCGACCCUUCAUUUGGUGUUCCGGGUAAAAUUGACUUACUUUUAGGUGCGGACAUAUUCUUUGAUUUCUUAAAAGAAGAGAAAUUAUCAAUCGAAAAUGUUAAUUACAAACUGCAGAACAGUGUGUUUGGGUGGUUGAUAUACGGAUCAACUAACAUAAGCUCCAAAUUAGCUCACUGUGGUGUGGUAACAUAUUUCGAUGAAAAACUAGAUAAUCAACUUAAAAAGUUUUGGGAAAUAGAAUCAAUUGAAAAUAAAUGUGUUAAUCAAACUAAAGAAGAAACACAUUGUGAAGAGCAUUUUAUUAAUAAUUUUAAAAUUUCUGUAGAUGGUAAAUUUACUGUAGCUCUUCCAUUCAAAAAAGAAAAUAUAAACUUAGGUGACUCUUCUUUACAAGCAAAAAGAAGAUUUCUUUCUCUGGAGAAAAAGCUUAAAAAUAAUGAAAUUGUGAGAGAGCAGUAUAAACAAUUUAUGAAGGAAUACAUAAGGUUGGGCCAUACGGAGGAAAUAAAAAAUGUUAAUUUGUUUAAAUCGAAAUAUUAUUUACCACACCAUUGCGUACUGAAACCAGAUAGUACAACUACUAAAUUAAUAGUCGUUUUUGAUGCAUCCUGUAAAACAGACAAGAAUGUUUCCUUGAAUUCAAUAAUGCAUUCUGGGCCUAAGUUGCAAGAAAACUUAUUUAAUAUUUUGCUGAGAUUUAGAAAACAUAUGUAGGUAUGUCUUCACAGCAGACAUUGAGAAAAUGUUCAGGCAAAUAUGGAUUCGCCCAGAGGAUGAAAAAUAUCAAUUAAUCUAUUGGCGCGAUGAAGAUAAUGAAAUACUGCGAACAUAUACUCUUAAAACAGUUACGUAUGGUACUGCAGCUGCACCUUAUUUAGCAGUUAAAUGUUUGCAGAAAAUUACAGAAAUGGAGAGGAAUAAUUAUCCAGAAGUAGCAGAAAUUAUCAAUGUAGAUUUUUAUAUGGAUGAUCUCAUGACAGGAGGAGAUAAUCUAGAUGAUGUCAAGUUAAUCCAGGACAAUAUCAAAAUAAUUUUCAGAAAAUAUGGAUUCAACCUUAGAAAAUGGUGUUCCAACAACAUUGAACUUCUAAAAAACAUUCCUCUUGAAGACAGAGAAAAUCAACUUGACUUGAACAAGGAAAAUAACAACGAAGUUAAAGCAUUAGGUGUCACUUGGACUCCAUUCGACGACUACUUUCGUAUAACUUGCAAUUGGAAGUGCAACGACAAAAUUACUAAAAGGACCAUUCUUUCAGACGUUUCCAAAUUAUUCGACCCAUUGGUCUUUGUAAAUACCGUCACAGUUACUUCUAAAAUUUUAUUACAAGAAAUGUGGAAAUCAAAAACUGAUUGGGAUGAAAAGCCGUAACAGGAAAUAGUGGACACUUGGUUAAAAAUCAAAGAUGAGCUUCCAUUGUUAAAUCAAAUACGAAUAUCCAGACGUAUUUUAUGCAAUGAACCGGUGAAUAUUGAGUUACAUGGUUUUUGUGAUGCUUCGAUGAAAGCGUAUGGGGCCGUACUUUAUGCAAAAUCUGAAAACCAAACAGAUUCCACAAUAGUAUUGAAUUGGUUACAGCUAGAUCCUGGACGUUUACAGAUAUUUGUGUCGAAUAGAGUAAAUUUCAUACAAACCAACACCAACAUGAAUAAUUGGAGGCAUAUCGGCUCAAAAGACAAUCCGGCUGAUAUUAUUUCUAGAGGAGUGACACCAAGCGAACUUAUCACCAGCAAACUAUGGUUUAGAGGACCGGAAAUUAUUUAUACAAAUAAUUAUAAAAUCCAACAAAAGGUAAACAAUGAUAAUUUAAUUAUUCCAGAGAUAAAGAAAUCCAAGAUUGUUAUGAUUCUUACCGAAAAACAAACAAUUCUAAUGAAUAUAAACCAUAAAAAUAGUUUCGAAUUUCUACAAAACGUUAUAGCUAACAUAUUUAAAUUUAUAGAUAUCAUAAGGAAAAAACCAUUAAUGAAUCCAAUUUUUUAUAAACGACAAGCAUUAAAUUAUGUAGUUUGUCAAAUACUAAAACAAAUACUUUGAUCUAGAACCAAAACUAAUCAAUUAAAACAAACGAAUUCCAAAAAAUUCCAAACUGGCCACUUUAGCUCCAAUUGUAGAUACUAAUAAUAUUAUAAGCACCCUAUACUUCUCCCUUAUGAAGAUGAAAUUGUUCGUUUAUUAGUAAAUCAUAUACAUGUUAAACAUCUACACAUUGGACCACAGGGUUUACUAGCAAUAACCAGGCAAAAGUUUUGGAUUUUAAGAGGUAGACAAUUAGCAAGCAAAGUUGUAAAUAAAUGUUAUAGAUGCUUUAAAGCAAACCCUCGCCCCCUUCAUCAGUUAAUGGGAAACUUACCACGAGAUAGAUUAAUAGGGACGCGUCCAUUUUAUAUAGUAGGAAUGGGCUUCCUAGGUCCAAUUAGGAUACAUCAUAAAAUACGUGGAAAAAAGGCUAAUAAAGCUUAUGUCUGUGUCUUCGGGUGCUUUUCUACGAAGGCAGUACACUUAGAAGUAGUAUCAGAUCUUUCUUCAGCAGCCUUUAUAGGUGCCUUAAAACGAUUUAUUUCUAGGAGAAGUUUCCCAUACAAAAUCUAUUCAGAUAAUGGGACCAAUUUUAUUGGAGCAGCCAAUAGCCUUCGCGAAGUCUUUAAAUUAUUUCAGAAAGACUCUCAUAAAGCAAAAUUAUCAGAAUUUUGUAAUCAAAGAGAAAUAACCUGGAUAAAUAUACCAGCAAGAUCUCCACAUGUAGGAGGACUUUGGGAAGCGGCUGUUAAAUCAGUUAAAAAACAUUUUUUCCGAGUAGUUGAAGGUGUAAUGACUUUUGAAGAAAUGUCCUAUCGAAGAAAAAACAAGAGAUGAUCCGAUUGAGGUAAAUGAUAAUAUACCAAGGCGGUCGACUCGGAUAAAAAAUAAAAACUUAAUCUUAACAUUAUUAAACUUACUUAUAGUUUUACCAUCUGUAAAAUGCUUAAAUAUAAGUUAUUUUAAGAAUAGUUCUGGAGUAUUUUUGGAACAAAGAGGGCCUGUUGGGUUGACUAGAACAGCGUGGGAUAUAAUUGUCCACAUCGAUCUUCUUCAAUACUCGGUUGAAAAGCAGCAAAUUUCAAAUUCGUUGAAAUAUUUAAAGGACUCAACUAUAUUUAAAGAGGAUAAAGUGAACGAAGUGGCUCAGCAGCUGCACAACAAGUAUUUAGAGAUUGAACAGCUGCACGACAUCAUUGCGUUCACGGGGAGGAGGAUGCAACGGAGGACAAGGUCAGUGUUACCCUUUAUAGGGUCAUUGUACCACUCCUUGUUUGGACUGAUGGAUGAAGAGCAUGCAGAAGUUCUU
Messenger RNA from Bactrocera dorsalis (oriental fruit fly), 5060 nucleotides. RefSeq lists its product as uncharacterized. NCBI's taxonomy places the organism in Eukaryota, Metazoa, Arthropoda, Insecta, Diptera, Tephritidae. The transcript is spliced from 2 exons. The coding region runs from base 1 to 2448 and encodes 815 amino acids. The record is from RefSeq and is a predicted model, not a curated record.